AUGCAGAGAGGCGCCUAUCAAAUGGGACCUUCACAAAUGCCGCCAAAUGGAAUGAUGAUGAAUACUAUUCCUUCUAAUACAGGAACACCACCACUUCAACAUUCAAAUUAUGGAAUGCAGGGGCAAAUGCCAAUUCAUGGGCAACCUCCUAGUGGUAUGGGACCACAACAUCAAAUGGGACAACAAAUAAAUUUAGAAAGUAAAAUAUAUGAUAUGAAUCGUCGUUUAUGCUUUUUUCAUACAGCUAAUAUUCCUGAACAAGACUGGGGUGCAUGGUGGAAUGCUUUUGCAUUUGAAUUUUUUGAUGAUAUGGCAAAAAUUCAACUCCAUUUGUAUGAUGAAAAUUUACCUCCACAAAAAUAUAUUUUUGGGAGAGCAAUUAUACCAAAAUUUUUUAAGGCAUUAUUUGAAGGUGGAAUACGUGAAAUGUAUAUAGCUCCAAGAAUGCCUUGUAGAGAAGGAAUUUCAAAUAACUAUCCAUUAAUAUUUUUAGAUUGUGAUAAUGCACUUUUACACACAAAACAUGAAAGACCCGCAAUGCUCGAUGUACAGACUGACAUAAGAUUUCUUAUGGAAUUUUCUUUAGAUAUGUCAGGAUAUAGAAUUAGGAAUUGGACAUUAGAAUUAAAACAUUGUUUAUAUUUUAAUUGGAAAGAUCAAAAUCAAAAAAAUGAUAAUAUGAUAUUAGAUAAACUAAAAUUAGGAUUUGCUCAUCUUGGUUUAAAUCAACAUGCUUUAAAUACCAUAAAAAUGGCAAGUAUAUUAGAACCGAUGCAAAUAUUAUUUUCUAUUCAUAAAACACAAGGAAUUCAACCAAAAGAAUGUGUUGGACAUGCUGUAAUGCAAUAUCAUUUGAAGACGCAGCAGAAUCAAAGAAUACAGGAGCAACGAAUAGCACAACAAAGAGUAGGAAUGCCUGGACCAUAUGGACCUGGUGCUCUUCCACCACAUAUGGUAAUGGGAAUGAGACCUGAAGAGUCAGUGCCGCCACCUAAAAAAACAAGAAAAAGGAAUAAAAGGAAUGCUGCUGCAACAAAUUCAGGAACAGCAGUUACAGAUUCUUCAGAAUCUGCUAGUAAAAAAAAAGCAGAUGGAAGUUCUAAUAGUGUAAAAAAUGCUCAGAUAAAUAAUAAUUUAAUACCUGCCACAACUCCAAAUGGUUCACAAAUACCACAAGCACCUUAUAAUGAUUUGAUGGUUGUUGGUGAGCCAACAGUUAUGGGAGGAGAUUAUGGUUCAGGGGAUGAAAGAAAAAUAUCUCGUGUAGAAAAUAAUCCUAUAAGUAUAAAUGACCCAUCACACCAGCAACAACCUAUUUCAAAUCAACCUAUGAUGCAACCGAAUUUUCAAGGUAUGCCUAAUCAGCAACCAUCUGGAUCACCACAAUCACAACAACAAAAUUUAUUUAAUUAG
Molecule: messenger RNA, 1413 nt
Organism: Strongyloides ratti
Lineage: Eukaryota; Metazoa; Nematoda; Chromadorea; Rhabditida; Strongyloididae
Product: LIM domain-binding protein 2
Exons: 1
Coding region: 1-1413 (470 amino acids)
Biological process (GO): negative regulation of transcription by RNA polymerase II; positive regulation of transcription by RNA polymerase II; nervous system development
Cellular component (GO): transcription regulator complex; nucleus
Molecular function (GO): LIM domain binding
Source: RefSeq, a predicted model, not a curated record